Molecule: messenger RNA, 1834 nt
Organism: Homarus americanus (American lobster)
Lineage: Eukaryota; Metazoa; Arthropoda; Malacostraca; Decapoda; Nephropidae
Gene: Ndfip
Product: NEDD4 family-interacting protein 1-like
Exons: 6
Coding region: 112-927 (271 amino acids)
Biological process (GO): ubiquitin-dependent protein catabolic process; vacuolar transport; positive regulation of protein ubiquitination
Cellular component (GO): perinuclear region of cytoplasm; endoplasmic reticulum; Golgi apparatus
Molecular function (GO): WW domain binding
Source: RefSeq, a predicted model, not a curated record
GAGAGGCACCACUGGCUAGAAAUCGACAACAUCGACAAGCAAAACAAUACAUCUUAGACAGAUCGUCUUGUUAUUAGCAGAUAUUUUUAACCACCUGUUGGUGGAAAUAUCAUGCCAUCCAGCAUACGAUAUCAACCAGUUCCAUUGUCAGACGAGGAGAUUGCUGAGAAUAUGUCAGAUUCCACUCCUAACCAGAGGCUAGAGGAAGCUGCUGCAGCAAGUGCUGCACCACCACCAUACUCUGUGACAGAUGAUGGUGCAGUCCAUUCAACUUUGGAUGACAUUCCUCCCCCAAAACCUGAUAUGCAUGCUCCUCCACCCUAUGAGGAGUCCGACACCAGAGAUGGAUUCACCACGUCCAUGGGGGAACCCCUGUCAGAAGAAUCUUCUGAAGUGCAGCCUCCCAGUUAUGAAGAAGUGCAAAGGCUCAAAGCUCUUGAAGCAGCUGAGGAUUUUACUUUGCCGCUUUGUCAUGGAAAUGGGUCACUUGGUGGUGCAGGCAAUGUGACUGGUACAAGUGGUAGUGGGAUGCGUGUUCUUCGUGUAUCCUCCUUAGGGGGACUUGAUCCUGAGACUGCUGAAAUAGCUGAGGAGCAGCUACUUGGCACAGACUUCAUGUUUUUUGUGGCCUUUGCAGCUGCUUUCGUCUUCAAUUGGGUUGGAUUCGUGUUGCUCUUGUGUUUCUGUCACACAGUUGCUGGUCGCACAGGUGCUUUGGCAGGUUUUGGUCUUUCCUUAGCUAAGUGGGCAGUCAUCGUUCAACACUCUACAGACUUAGUGGCUGACUCCAACACUUGGCUUCUAUGGCUUAUUAUGGCUCUUGGAAUGUUAAUCUGCAUGCGAGCCAUUCUGCAGUACAUCCAUGCCAAGCGAGAAUGGCACCAAGUUCCCCACAACUCACGGCACCGCUUCUUCUUAUUCUACUGAAAGUAAUCAAGGUGUUUAAGAGUAUUGUGUACCACCUCUUUUGUAUGCUUAGUCUUAUAAAGAUAUCUUGAAGACAUUUAGCAUAUUCUUUUGAAUAAAGGCAUAAUCAUUAUACAGUAUGCCAAAACAUCAUCAAUGAAGUAUAUAUGCUAAAGACAAGUGAGAAUAAUCUGUUAUCCAUAUUGAAUAUACCUGUACUGAUAUUCUUGCAUUAAUUCCAAAGGUAAUAUGAAUCUUUUUUUUUUAUUACAGGUACAUUGUAUUACCUUUCUUGUUUUACUUAUUAUAUUUGUUGAAUCCAUAAUCAGAGACUUUAUCGAGUACCUUGGUAGACUCAUGUGGACUUUUUAUUGAAUUUGUUGCCAAGAUAGCCAGCCUCAAUCAGUACAUAAGUGUUAUCAGUUCAGCUGGCUCAGUUGUUGCCAUGGGCCAUCCUACACCAUCUCUUGUCAUUUGACAUUCAAAACUACUCGCCACACAGUAUUGAUUUCAAGAAGGCUGAGGAUUAACAAAUAAAUUUGAUGUUGCCUGUUACAGGGGGCAUUACUCUUUCUUGACUCUUGAAGGUCUUUACUGAAUAUGGAUAAUAGCCUACUCUUACUUAAUCUUAGUUGGUGGUACCAAACUUUUGGUAGAAUAUUUGGAGAAAGUAAAUCAUCUGCAUUGACAGUUAAUAAAUACAUUGAAAUUUUGUAGAUAGUUUGUAGUUUUGAAAACUGUAGCUACUUUAUUUUAAAAUAUUUGGAUUGAGAACAUGGACCAGACAACAAAAUAAACAAUGGCUUUGGAAAGAUUUUGCAUUACUGUACAUUUUUAAUUUAUAUAAUUAUGUAAUGUAUAUGCAAAUUUAUUUUUUUAGCCAUCUGAUCAUGAAUGUUAUUACGGUAAAUUAAAAAUUUUCAUUGUA